ACUGUUUGUAUACGUCGCCGAAGAACUAAAAUGAUAUAAAAUGCUGAUGAUACGGGUUCAAGUCACCAUUCGUCCAGUAGUAUCAAUCCAGUGCAAACAUGAAAUCGAUCAUCUGUGUUGUUCUCGUUGCCGGUCUGGUUGGCGUUAACGCUCAAACCGAGGAACAAUUAAAAAAAGCCGAUGGGUACGCCACCACGUGCUUGGCUAAGUUCAACGGUUUGACCAGAGAUGAAGUGUUGAAGCUACGUGCCGGGGAGUUCGCUAACGCUAAUCAGGAUUUGAAAUGCUUCACUAAAUGUUUCCUGGAGGAGGCUGGCUUCCUGAGCGCCGAUGGAAAGUUGUUGGAUGAUAAGGCGGUUGAGCGAUUGUCUAUUGGUAGAGAUGCGGGUAAGGUGGAAGCUCUGGUGAAGAAAUGCAGCGUGCAAAAAGAUGACCCAUGUGAAACCGCCUUCCGCGCCAUCGAGUGCUUCCACAAUGGAAAGGCUUCGGUACUGUAAAUGCGAUGUGAUAGUGGAAUGAUUCUGAUCAAUAAAGUCUGGUUGCAACACACGGAAA
This is a messenger RNA of Armigeres subalbatus, 555 nucleotides long. Its product is annotated as general odorant-binding protein 56d-like. Gene Ontology annotation, biological process: sensory perception of smell. The record is from RefSeq and is a predicted model, not a curated record. The transcript is spliced from 2 exons. Bases 99 to 497 code for a protein of 132 amino acids. Gene Ontology annotation, molecular function: odorant binding. Lineage: Eukaryota; Metazoa; Arthropoda; Insecta; Diptera; Culicidae.